AUCUAUCUGUACCGGAUUAUCCUAAUCGCGUUUACUAAACUCCGCUAAAAUCUCUUGUAUUCCCACAAAAUUUCCCCAAAAUUUUUUACUAAAACUUUUUUCUCAAGAUAGAAAAAACUAUAUAUCCUUUUGGUUUGCAAAGGUUUUACUAGGUUAUUUGCCCCCCUCUUCUAGAACGCAUCCAGAAUUCGUGGACUCUGCGACCCAACUCACACGGCGAAGCACACAGAAUUUUUUUUCCCAAAUCCAUUUAUUUUCCUCUCUUCUCUCUCUCGAAUCGAAUCGAAUCGCCUCGCCUCCUUUGUUGAAUUGAAUCCAAGCUCGAUUCGCCGCCGCCGCACGCCGCCAUGGGCAACUGCUGCGGCACGCCGGCGACGGCGGAGGAGGGCGGGAAGAGGAGGAGGAGGGGGAAGCAGAAGAAGGCGAACCCCUUCACCGUCGCGUACAACCGCGCGCCGUCGUCGGCGGGGGCGGCGGCGGGGAGGCCCGGGCUGAUGGUGCUGCGGGACCCGACGGGGCGGGACCUCGGCGCGCGGUACGAGCUCGGCGGCGAGCUGGGGCGCGGCGAGUUCGGGAUCACGUACCUGUGCACGGAGGCGGAGACGGGGGACAGGUACGCGUGCAAGUCGAUAUCGAAGCGGAAGCUGCGGACGCCGGUGGACGUGGAGGACGUGCGGCGCGAGGUGGAGAUCAUGCGCCACAUGCCGUCGCAUCCGAACAUCGUCAGCCUCCGCGCCGCCUACGAGGACGAGGACAACGUGCACCUCGUCAUGGAGCUCUGCGAGGGCGGCGAGCUCUUCGACAGGAUCGUCGCGCGGGGCCACUACACCGAGCGCGCCGCCGCCGCCGUCACGCGCACCAUCGUCGAGGUGGUUCAGAUGUGCCACAGGCAUGGUGUCAUGCACCGCGACCUUAAACCAGAAAACUUCCUAUAUGCUAACAAGAAGGAUAGUUCUCCUCUGAAGGCAAUUGAUUUUGGGCUAUCUGUGUUCUUCAGGCCUGGUGAGCGGUUCACUGAAAUUGUAGGCAGUCCAUAUUACAUGGCUCCAGAGGUUUUAAAGCGACACUAUGGCCCUGAAGUUGAUGUCUGGAGUGCAGGAGUGAUACUUUACAUACUUCUUUGCGGUGUACCACCAUUUUGGGCAGAAACCGAGCAGGGAGUAGCGCAGGCAAUUAUACGCUCUGUGGUAGAUUUCAAAAGAGAACCAUGGCCCAGGGUAUCUGAGCCAGCUAAAGAUCUUGUUAAGCGGAUGUUGGACCCAAAUCCCAUGACAAGGCUUACUGCAGAACAAGUACUUGAACAUCCAUGGUUACAUGAUUCUAAAAAGAUGCCUGACAUUCCUCUUGGUGAUGCUGUCCGAGCUAGACUGCAGCAAUUUGCUGCGAUGAACAAGUUAAAGAAGAAAGCCCUUAAGGUCAUUGCUGAGCAUUUGUCUGCAGAGGAAGCAGCUGACAUAAAGGACAUGUUUGAUAAAAUGGAUGUGAGCAAGAAUGGCCAGCUGACCUUUGAGGAUUUCAAGGCUGGCAUACGUAAACUUGGGAAUCAGAUGCCUGAUUCAGAUCUUAAGAUAUUGAUGGAUGCUGCUGAUAUUGACAAAAAUGGGAUCCUGGACUAUCAAGAAUUUGUUGCUGUGUCUAUCCAUGUGAGGAAAAUAGGCAAUGAUGAACAUAUCCAGAAGGCUUUCUCAUAUUUUGACCAAAAUAAGAGUGGUUACAUAGAAAUUGAAGAGCUUAGAGAGGCCUUGGUUGAUGAAAUAGAUGGCAAUGAUGAAGACAUUAUUAAUAGCAUCAUCCGUGAUGUAGAUACAGACAAGGAUGGGAAAAUAAGCUACGACGAGUUUGCCGUCAUGAUGAAGGCCGGCACUGACUGGAGGAAGGCAUCUAGGCAGUACUCAAGACAAAGGUUCAGUAACCUCAGUCUGAAGCUUCAAAAGGACGGAUCCAUCAGUGACGACACGCAAUAGACUGGACAGAGAAAAAAACUACGCUUACGUUUUUUCUUUGCUGUGUGCUGGCUGUUACAUUAUUUUUUCACACAGUAACUUAGUGGCUUUGUAUAGAUAGCAUUUGUGGUUUUGUGCUUACCAGCAGCGAUUAUAUUUGUCAGUCAGGCGGCAGAUAUGUAUGUACCCAAAAGAGGGCGGGAUGGGGAAGCAGAUGGUGUGCUUACAGUUUACUAGACCAGAAUUAUUGGUACAAUUGUUUGUAGUUUUGUACGUACCAUAAUACAAGCGGCGUGAAAUUCUCAACUCGUUCAUCCUGUUGUCAUCCAGUGUAUCUGAAUCUGAAA
Molecule: messenger RNA, 2290 nt
Organism: Oryza sativa Japonica Group (Japanese rice)
Lineage: Eukaryota; Viridiplantae; Streptophyta; Magnoliopsida; Poales; Poaceae
Source: RefSeq, a predicted model, not a curated record